This is a messenger RNA of Galeopterus variegatus (Sunda flying lemur), 2086 nucleotides long. RefSeq names its product ectodysplasin A (gene EDA). Gene Ontology annotation, biological process: animal organ development; immune response. The transcript has 6 exons. The annotation marks the transcript as partial. The record is from RefSeq and is a predicted model, not a curated record. Gene Ontology annotation, molecular function: death receptor agonist activity; death receptor binding; tumor necrosis factor receptor binding. Gene Ontology annotation, cellular component: membrane. Lineage: Eukaryota; Metazoa; Chordata; Mammalia; Dermoptera; Cynocephalidae.
UUAAAAACAAGAAAAAGGGAAAGAAGGCAGGGCCUCCUGGGCCCAAUGGCCCUCCAGGACCUCCAGGACCUCCAGGACCCCAGGGACCUCCGGGGAUUCCAGGGAUUCCUGGAAUUCCAGGAACAACUGUUAUGGGGCCACCUGGUCCUCCAGGUCCUCCUGGUCCUCAAGGACCCCCUGGCCUCCAGGGACCUUCUGGUGCUGCUGAUAAAGCUGGAACUCGAGAAAACCAGCCAGCUGUGGUGCAUCUACAGGGCCAAGGGUCAGCAAUUCAAGUCAAGAAUGGUGGAGUGCUCAAUGACUGGUCCCGCAUCACUAUGAACCCCAAGGUGUUUAAGCUGCACCCCCGCAGCGGGGAGCUGGAGGUACUGGUGGACGGCACCUACUUCAUCUAUAGUCAGGUAGAAGUAUACUACAUCAACUUCACUGACUUUGCCAGCUAUGAGGUGGUGGUAGACGAGAAGCCCUUCCUGCAGUGCACCCGCAGCAUCGAGACGGGCAAGACCAACUACAACACUUGCUAUACUGCGGGCGUCUGCCUCCUCAAGGCCCGGCAGAAGAUCGCUGUGAAGAUGGUGCACGCCGACAUCUCUAUCAAUAUGAGCAAGCACACCACCUUCUUUGGGGCCAUCAGGCUGGGCGAAGCCCCUGCAUCCUAGAUUCCCUCCAGUUUGCCCCUGCCUAUGCCCCUGCCCCAGGUUUGGGAGCCAGGACUCCCGGAACCUCUAAGUGCUGCUGUGGAGUGAGGUAUAUUGAUAUUGCAGCCACAAAGAGAAAUGCCCCAGUGCUAUUUAUUCAGUGACUCCAGGAUGACAAAGCCUGCUUGACUUUCCAGAAUGAUGUUGAGCUAAUAGGACAGUUGAUGGAGCCCCAGGGUUUACCUGAAGCAGAAACUUCUUUGGUUCCAUGUUGACUGGCUUAUGGUGUGACUCUUCAACCCUGAAGUCCCUGUUGUCAGAUUUAUCAUUCAUUGCACUGAAAAGAGGAUCCAUGGCAGCAGGCUAGAGAAAGCCAAGGUGCACUCCAGACUUUGGGGGUGAACAUCUGACCCCAAGGGGGCUGUUGCUCCUCUCUCGGGUGGGGGUGGGGACAGGGUAGAGUGGAAAGGAAACGUUGCAGCCUAAGGAGAGAGCCAGGAAGGAAAAAGGCAGGUGCUUGUGGCAGCGGCCAGGGGAGAAACCUGCCAAGCAGGCAUGCUCACCACUGGAAGUGUUCUUGCUGCUCCACACUGUGGCCUGAAAGAGGCUUGGAGAACUCUUCCCACUCAGGCUGAGAGCCAUGUGGCAGCUUGCUGGGCUUUGGAGAUGGGAGGUUUGCUCUGCCUUGAAACAAUUGCAGAGAAUGACCACAAACCUGCCUGGAUUAAGAACCUGAAUCUGUGCUUAGGGCCACAUGUCUCUCACUUCGUUUACAGCUGUGCUCCACACUCAGAAAACUCCCUGGGGUCCCUUCCCAAUUACCCUCCCUCCCAGCCUGACUAGAACUCCUCUCCUCUCUCCACAGAGCCUACCUCUGUCUGAGACAGGUGCCAAACCCGGGACCUGUGUUCGUGUGAGUCUGCAGUAUUCUUUAGCUUACCUGGACACAAAGAAAAUUUUCCAUUUAUUAAGCAAUACAAAUAUUAUUCAUCCAAUCCUAUUGAAUUGUGUCUGGGGACAAGGAGUUGUACUGGAUAACCUUCAUUCAAGUUCUAAUAUUUGUCACUCUUUUAACAGGCAGCCACCGUGAUAGCCUUCUGAAUUCCCAAACCCUAGACUGCCCUGGGCAUCAGCAAGGUAGAGCUUUUCAACCUGGCCUAGAAAGGGCAAGAGAUGGGAUUAGAACAGCGGGGUUUUGUCAAGUGUGCUGCCACCCAGGUGGUCAUUAGGCCAGGCCUUAUCUGAAGGGACAGCAGCUGAUACCCUAAUGACACAGUCCUUCUUCACUCUGGCUGCAGAAAGCCACGACAUUGCAUAGUCACCACAGAUGCCUGUGCUCCUCCCCUGAAGCCAGGCUCAGGAGGAGCCAGUGUCUAGGCAUUGGGCAGGGCUCUGCCCCCUAGUUCAGGUCCGAGUCACCUUCCCCCAAUCCCAAGCUUCCCACCAGA